AACGUGAAACGCGCCACAUCGGCCGCAUCGGCCACAGAGUUCGUCUCACGUUUCACCGAUGGUGCGAGGCAAGAGUCAGUCACCAAAGCCCAAGGACAAAGAUGGCAAGGCAAAGGCUGGAGGGGCGAGUGAGAAGCCGAUGCUCGCGGCGAAGAUCGUGGAAGUCCGUGACACGUACGGCAAGAUGUCGGCCAAAGCACGGGGAGCAAAGAUCCACACCGGGCCGCUGCAGCUGCGAAAAGCGCUGAAGCCACGGGACACCACCGAGUGGGUCAGAAGCAUGAAGCAGCCCUACUCAUACUUUGAGUCCUCUGCCAACCAGCCGACCCCAAAACCGGAGAAGUCCAAAGGGCCACCAGCGCUCUGGCUGCCAACCACUAAGCAGAAGGCACUCCAGGAGAAGAAGCAAGAGGAGAAGAACGCGGAGAAGAGUCCGGACAAGAAGGAGAAGAAAGCUAAAGGUGGUGCCAUCAGUGACGAAGAUCCUGUGAAGGCGCCAGCGCUUGGAGAAUACGAUGACAGAACACUGGGACGACGACCCUGGGAUGAGGGUCACCACAUCAUGAUGUCACGCAUGAACCACGAGGUCCAGAGCGGUGUCCGGGAGUAUUUUGACAAACCAAAGCGGAAGGAAGGCGAAGGUCCCCCACCUAUGCGAGAGAGGUAUGUCAUGAACGACCGCCAACUUGCGUGGAACGAUGAGCCAGGGAAACCUGGCCAACUUCGCCGGACCUUGUUCGACCAUGUUGGAGCCUAUAGCAUUGGCGGCUGCAAGGAUUACCAGAUGCCAUCCUAUUGGCGGAAAGUCAAGGACUGGUCCAGCUACAGCACGCCAGAAUUGCCUCUGACCUUGCGCUGCAAGAUCCAACCCCAUGGCCAUGUCCCAGCGGGUUAUGAGCGGCGACAUUUGUUCCAAGCUCUGGCCAACAUGCCGCCCAGUGAGGCGGCCACGUUUUGGCGUGGCUGGGUGGAGCGUGAAAACACCUUUGGAAAGGCAGAGGCGGCAGUUUCAACGCCCAAGAAAUCCAGGUGGAACAAUUCCUGGCAAGCAAGCUGGGCACAGGGCAAUGAUGAGAUGAACUGGCGAUGUCGAGAAUAUUUCUCUGUGCCCUUAGGAGGCACCGGCAGAUCCAUGCCCAGCAGUUCCCCUUCCUUGUUGAAGCAGCCCUUGGCAAUGACUUUGCAAGAAGCCCUGGAGACGUUUCACCUGGAAAAAGAGAAAUCACCGUGAGCGGGUCAUUGUAUUGAGGUUCCAGCUCAUGGAAGAACACUUGCUGAUGAAUCAGCUUGCUCAGAUCAUCGUGAGAAAAG
This is a messenger RNA of Durusdinium trenchii, 1311 nucleotides long. The record is from the annotation of a GenBank genome assembly. Lineage: Eukaryota; Dinophyceae; Suessiales; Symbiodiniaceae.